GCUGCCUGAGCACGGCCAUUCCCUUCCACAUGUACGCCGUCGCCACUGGGAGCUGGAGCGAGGGCGCGGCGUAUCUCCCGUUUGAUGCGUGCGCAGUUUGACGUGCCUUUCCUUCGUACGAGCUGGCUGGCUGCGGUAGCAAGUGAGGCAACACUUGUGUCCUCGGGCAAAGAAAGAAAGAGAGUCGCUUGCAGCGGAUCUCUUAAGGUAAAGCUCACUUUUAUUAGUGGAAUCAGAAAAGAACACUACGUUUCCAACGCCUAAGUUGUGAAUCAGCUAUCAGAAAAUACUUCUCAGACGUCGCUAAAAUCUACUUAGCGCUGGGGUCUUUUGUUCAGUUCUUCAGCUGCAAUCGUGGAUCAUAGGAACGGAAGACACAUUCCUACGGUCCUGGGCCCCUUGUGUGCAAGUCAGGGAUGCAUUCGCGGUCGAGCGGCAGGAAUGCAGCAGACAGAUGGACAUGUUGUGUCUGACGCGCCGCGGAGGUGCCGCUGAUUACUGGACUCUCAAAUCCGCCGAAUUCCUGAAACAGUUUCACGGGAACUGAUCGUCUCUCGAGAACAACAGAAGAUACUUUUUUAUUUUUAAAAAAAUCCAGUUUUAAGGGGUUGGGGGGGAGGAGGGAAGUAGACGACGUGCGUGAGAUUUGGGUUUUUUGCCUUCGGAUGCAUGCGUACGUUUGUAAUCGCAUGUACUUUUGGGGGGAGUUUAAAAAUAGGCAGGCGCAGCCAAAAAAAAAAAACGAGGACUCUUUUGAGUAAUUCCGAGUGGUUUCUGGAGCGUUCACUGUGACGCACCGCGAGCUACCGAGAUGAGCGCGGAGGGCUUCCAGUACAGAGCGCUGUACGACUACCGAAAGGAGAGGGAGGAGGACAUCAGCCUGCACGUGGGGGACAUUCUGGUGGUGAGCAAAGGCGCGCUGGUGGCCCUGGGCUACGGCGAGGGGUUCGAGGAGAAGCCCGAGGAGAUCGGCUGGCUCCCCGGCUUCAACGAGACCACCCAGGAGAAGGGGGACUUCCCCGGGACCUACGUGGAGUUCGUGGGGAAGAAGAGGAUCUCGCCCCCGACGCCGAAACCCAGGCCCCCCCGGCCCCUCCCCAUGGCCCCCGGUCCCGGCAGGGCUGACUCCGACUCGGAGCAGGCGUCAGCGUCACUGGACCUGACGGAGCAGUUUGCCCCGCCCGAGAUGGCCCCGCCCACUCUGAUCAGACUGCUGGAGGCCAUCGAGAGGAAAGGUUUGGACAGCCCUGCUCUUUACAGGACUUUCACCGCUGGGGGUGGACUGGAUGUCAGGCAGAUCUUGGACAGUGACCUGGAGCUGCUGGACCUCCAGACCUUGUGCGAUGGACUUUGGAGGUACCUACAGGACCUGCCCAGCCCGGUCAUCCCUUCCACGGUCCAGAGCGAGAUGGAACAUGCGGUACAAGAGGUGCCCAGCCCGGAGGAGUGCGCCCAGCUGCUGCGCGGAAUCGGCCGCUCGCCCAGCCUCCCGGCCCAGCACUGGCUCACCUGCCACUUCCUGGUGCGCCACUUCAGCCGCGUGUGCCAGAACGGGGCCAAGAACCAGCUGAGUGCCCGCGCCCUGGCGGAGACCUUCGCCCCCCUGCUUUUCGGACCCCAGACGGCAAGCUGCGAGCCCAGCCAGGAGUCCCACGUCAAGAUCUUAGAAGUCCUGAUCAUUAGCGAGUGUAAUGAACUCCAAGCCGCUCCAGCGCUGCCACCCAAACCGCCGAAGGCCCCCGUCGUCGUGAACAACGGAACCAACAGCAACAUGGCUCUGCAGGACUCGGAGUGGUACUGGGGCGAUAUCUCCCGGGAGGAGGUGAACGAGAAGCUGAGGGACACAGCCGACGGUACGUUUUUGGUCCGAGAUGCCUCCACCAAAAUGCACGGGGACUACACUCUCACGCUCAGAAAAGGAGGCAACAACAAGCUGAUCAAGAUUUUCCACCGGGACGGGAAGUACGGCUUCUCGGACCCGCUGACCUUCGGCUCGGUGGUGGAGCUCAUCAACCACUACAGGCACGAGUCCCUGGCCCAGUACAACCCCAAACUGGACGUGAAGCUGCAGUACCCCGUGUCCAAGCACCAGCAGGAUCAGGUGGUGAAAGAGGACAGCAUUGAAGCCGUGGGGAAAAAGCUGCACGAGUACCACCUGCAGUACCAGGAGAAGAACAAGGAGUACGACCGGCUGUACGAGGAGUACACGAGAACCUCACAGGAGAUCCAGAUGAAGAGGACGGCCAUCGAGGCCUUCAACGAAACGAUCAAGAUAUUCGAGGAGCAGUGCCAGACGCAGGAGCGGUACAGCAAGGAGUACAUCGAGAAGUUCCGCAGGGAGGGCAACGAGAAGGAGAUCCAGAGGAUCAUGGGAAACUACGAGAAGCUCAAGUCGAGGAUCAGCGAGAUCGUGGACAGCAAGCGCCGCCUGGAGGAGGACCUGAAGAAGCAGGCGGCCGAGUACCGGGAGAUCGACAAGAAGAUGAACAGCAUCAAGCCCGACCUGAUCCAGCUGCGCAAGACCCGCGACCAGUACCUCAUGUGGCUGACGCAGAAGGGGGUGCGGCAGAAGAAGCUCAACGAGUGGCUGGGAAUCAAGAACGAGAACACGGAAGAUCAGUACUCCAUGGUGGAGGACGACGAGGACCUGCCGCACCACGACGAGCGCACCUGGAAGCUGGGGAACCUCAAACGGCAGCAGGCCGAGACGCUGCUGAGGGGGAAGCGGGACGGCACCUUCCUGGUGCGGGACAGCAGCAUGGCCGGCUGCUACGCCUGCAGCGUUGUGGUGGAGGGUGAGGUGAAGCACUGCGUCAUAAACAAGACGCCCACGGGAUUCGGGUUCGCCGAGCCCUACAACCUGUACGGCUCGCUGAAGGAGCUGGUCCUGCACUACCAGCACACCUCGCUGGUGCAGCACAACGACUCCCUGAACGUCACGCUGGCCUACCCCGUCUAUGCCCACCAGAGGCGGUGAGCGCGCCCCCCCCCCCCUCCUCCAUCUCCCCCACCUCGCCAUGCCCCCCCCUCUCGGGACUAGCGACGGACGGACGGACAGCCGACGACGAAGCCUCGCGAGCUAACGGAAGCGUUUCAGCCGGACGAGUUUUCCCGCCCUCGCGUUUCGCUCGAGACUCUUCUGACCGCUUCAAAAAAAAAAAAAAAACUACAACAACAAUGGCGGAAGCUGAAAAAAAAACAACAACAACAGCAUUUUGAGUCAGACAUUUUGAGUAGCGUCCAACUAGAGGGAGAGUGCUCGGCCUCUCGCGCUUUUUGCGGGAAACGCACAAGCUCGAGCGGAGAGCACCGAAGCCACUAGCUUCGGAGAACAUGGCGGCUCGUCGCCAGUGGUGCUCACUUCCGUUCCUUUCUAAGCUUUAUCGGCUGGAGGGUCGGAGUCAACGACUCCUGCGGUGCUCAUUUUGGUGCUGUGCUCCCUUCGGUUUCUGCGUGAGGCACAAACGCCAGUUUCAGAAAAGCUUGUUCAGUGUUGGAAGUGGUCCAUGCACUUGCGUCAAGUGUUCAUUAACGAACUCGGAUCAAAUAAUAAAUGUAGCAAGACGGCACUUUUUCCCCCAACGAAAUAUGGACUCCUGGAUGGACUUGGAAUUCAAGCGCCGCAGUCAGGAGAGACGAUGUUGGCAAGAGUGCAUUUUUUUUUCUAUUUUCUGAGAGAAGCGUAUAUAGCCUAUAGGGCAGACUUAAGCCUGCUCUCGACUAUGGACAAUCAGAACAGGAGCAGGACUUGAAGCGGACUCAAUACAUGUCACUUUGUACAUAAUCAGAGGACAACGUGUAUCAGCGCAAAGUAAUUGAACCUAUAUUACCAAAAACGUACUUUUUUUUGUUUUCGGUUUUAAUGUGAAUUCCGCUAUGCAAUGGUAUUUUUUCAUGAGAGAAGUUUUAUUUUAUAUGUUACCCACCCCCAAACCCCCACCCCCCUCCUCUCGAUAUCCCUAAUGUAUGCUUUUUUUUUUCUUGCUUGAACGGUUUUUGUGUUCGUUUCGUGGUCAUGUCAGCGUUCAGUAGAAUCUUUUUAUGUGUCAAAAUGUCAAGAAGGUAUUGCUGUCACAAAAGUAUGCUUAACAUUUCUUUUAUCUGCAACUGGAUCUUAAGUCCACUAUAAAGAAUUUAAGUCAUUAUUUUGAUUUUUUAUUAGUUUAGGUUUUACUGCAGCCUCAUUUCCUCUAUGCAUGAUGAUGUCAUCAUUGCAGCCAAUAAUAGUCCUGUAAAAUCGUGAUUUAAAAAGCCCCUCCCCACAUGCUCAUACUACCAGUAGUUUUCCCACUGAUGUUAGGACCAAAGUUCAAUGGUUAGGACACUGUACAUAGAUGCAAAUGAUAUUGUAACUGACUGGGCAUUCUCCAGGUUUUUGCAUGCUAUUUGUCUCAUGUCAAAAACAUCAAUCGGAUUGGUUCUAACGUCAGUUUGUAAUUUUACGAGCAUUUUUUUUUUAUUCCUUGAAGAGGGGGAUGGAAUUAGGUUUUUGGGAAAGCAGCAAGAUGUAAAUGGUCACUUGGGAGAUGAGAAUGUCACUUUGCAUCCCUAUUUUAUGUUUUUUCUGUAUCAGAAAAUUCCUUACAAGUCUUUAACAUGGAGGAAUUAAUGUAUGUUGUUCAUGAGUUUUGUGCUGAAUCAUACACAAUGCCAAUAAUUAUUAAAUAAUGAGAAAAUAAAGUACCAAAUUAAUUUAAUUGACCUGCCCAAAUAAAUAUUUCUUCCUCAUAGUCAUAGUUCAUACAUAUUAAUACUGUUUUUCCCCCCAGUUUAUUUUCAUGUUCGUUCAUUUCAUCAAGUUUGUUCCCAUUUUAGCCAAGUGUUUUCGUAUCCAUUUCCAGUGUUUUACUAUAUAACACAGUGUACCGGAGAUAUGAGAUUAAACAUUUUAUUUCUUGGCCGGAAAAUACUUUUUUUUAAUCUUUAGCUCAUUUUGACAGCUGAAUAGCUCUUGAAACGGUUUAACUUGUGUAAUCUGUCUACUAGAAAGGUAAUAUUGUCAUUUUACCACAAUGCAAAUCACUUUUACUGCAGAAUGGCGCUGGAAUGGAGAUAUGUUCUUGCUUUUUAAAAAAUCUCCUUUUUCCAUUUUGCUUGAAAGAACUACCAUGUCUGCUACCUUUGACAAAUGCAAUCAUUAAGAUUGUACAGCUCUUAGCAUGAAUAUUAUAAACAUUGGUAGUCCUGUACAGGUAUAGUACUGUGCAUUGCAUUAUUACCUUUCACUUAAUAAUUAUCCAAAAAAAUACAAUGUAGAUAAAGUUCAUCCUUGCGGUCUGCAUUUGUGAACAUGAAUUGGUUGCCCGCGUGGAGCCAAAUCGUUGGGCCGGCAGUUGUAUGGAAUGGAAUAAUCAAUCUGAUCAGCGUGCAUUUUCAAAUGCGGAAACUUUUAAAUGGUACAGAACUAUAAUAUGUUUUUAGUAACAUGAAACAUUUGGUGCAGACAGUAUUAUGCUGUAAAUUGUUUUGGUGCUAAAUGUAACCUUUUGAUGCCCCCACUCCCCCCAACCCCGCCUCCCCCCCUUUUUAACGCCUCUCACCGACCUUCAGAGUCCUAUAGUAAUGUUUAAAUAAGCUAAGCGCACAUGUCAUUCCGUGGAAGAGUCAGCAGGAACAAGCCGUGUUCACAUCGUAGUUUUGCACCUUAUUGAACCUGCCUUUUCUCUGCUCUGUCCGCCUUUAUCAGCCAGAAUUCUUGUACAGAAAAUAAAAAAAUUUAAAACAGGCUACCGUCCUGCAGUGUGUAUAACAGGAGAUGAUUCUCCUUUCUAAAUAAAUGCAAGUCACUAUAUAGGAUAUAACUGGGUUUUCUUUAGUUUUUCUUCUUGUUCCCUUUGGGGUUUUCUUGGGGAAAAAAAGGACUUGAGUUCACUUUGACCUGUUAUAUUCAGUCCAUUAGUAACGGUUGUGAGGCUUCUGUGGCCGAACUUUUGGUUGUUCCUGCUUUCCGUCUUUCUGCCCUCGUUUAAUGCAAAUCAACAUGGCGCCUUUCUGGCCUGGUUUAACACAAAUCAAAAUGGCGGUUUUGUGGCCAGUGAGGACACAACCUGCACAUUUUACUGCUUUAAAAAAAUUAAAAUUUCAUCUGUGUUUCCUCUUUGUUACGAUUCUGUACUGAGGUCUGGUUAAAGAAAAUAAAAGUUUCUUCGGACAAGA
Messenger RNA from Anguilla anguilla (European eel), 6156 nucleotides. Its product is annotated as phosphatidylinositol 3-kinase regulatory subunit alpha-like. Lineage: Eukaryota; Metazoa; Chordata; Actinopteri; Anguilliformes; Anguillidae. The coding region runs from base 812 to 2977 and encodes 721 amino acids. The record is from RefSeq and is a predicted model, not a curated record. Gene Ontology annotation, biological process: phosphatidylinositol phosphate biosynthetic process; insulin receptor signaling pathway. The transcript is spliced from 16 exons. Gene Ontology annotation, molecular function: protein binding; 1-phosphatidylinositol-3-kinase regulator activity. Gene Ontology annotation, cellular component: phosphatidylinositol 3-kinase complex.